UAACGUAUGACACUCAUUUUAUAUGCAAGCGGUAUGCUGUUGGUUAAAAUCGCAUGUUAACAACAAAGAGAUACGAUGCAUUAAGGACUAUUUAUUUACGCGUUGGGAUUGAUAUGUGAGGCGGAUUUCGGGGAAUCCCCAGGAUCCCAGACUGCCUCUACAGCAGGCGUGUCGUUUGUUUCUUGGAAGCGAUGUUUAGGUCAGGUUGACCUUUGAGACUGGUUUAUGUUAUUGCGCAGUGAGUAAACAGAACGUGGAGACACAAAUACAUUGUCCUCUCGCCCUGGAAAUCUAACUAACGACUGAGCGGGGAUGUAUUGAAGUGGACCCGAUCAAGCAUUACGUAUAUAUUUCUUCAGGGAGAAGGCGAAAUAGUUCCGUGAGCAGUCCAUGUCACUUGGAGAGGGCGAGAAGCAGGUGGUUGGACAUUGGUCAUUGCCUGGGUGGAACAAUAUUCAUGUUAAACAGAGUGAAUAACAACUAUCAGCAUAUGAAGUGCACUCCGAAUGACGACUUGUCGCCAGCUCUUACAACCACGUCUAUUCCACGCUUGAAUGGCGUCUAGGGACCAGGACAACUCGUCACUGAUGACAGGCGAAGUAAGUUCGGGACAUGAAUCAACCCUAACUGGAGGUCUGGCUGGAAAUGAAAGGGAGACAAACGUUGUCGGGCAUAAAUAUACAUCGGGCGGUAACGCAACGGCCGAUUUGAAAGAGACAGGGUUACGAGAAGACAAAACGACGAGCAAGUGUAUCUGUGAGGAGAGGACAGAAGCAAACGCGUCCUCUGGCGCAGAGCCUUCCAUUACUGAAGGGUCAGUAACACACGCAAAGCCAGAUCCGGCACGGCCUCACAGAGAGACCACAGUGACCAACGGCGAUCCUGUGGCACAUACACACGGAGGCAAGGGAUCACAAAUACAGGCAGAGCAAGAUUCGACACCGCCUGACAGAGAGACUACAGUGACCAAGAGAGAUCCUGCGGCUGAUAUCCCCGGAACUGACGCGCUACAAGCUAACCACCAGCCAAAGUUCCAACGUGUUUUACAGGAUCCCUUAUUUUUCAUAUGUGCAAUGUCUACAGCCACAGGAUUAGCAGGCGGCAUUUUGGGAACACUCGGCACCCUGUAUUUUGCCCCCGCCUUUGUGAACGUCAGGAACAGCAACGACUACACCUCGUCAUCUACCACACUGCAUCAGCAGGUGAACACAAUGACCACGACACUGGACCAGUGCUUGAAGCAGAAUGUCGCAGACAAUGAAAAGAUUAAGUGGUUAGAGGCCAACAUCACGAUUAUGCGUGAUGACAUGUACAGCAACUACUCCAACGUUGAACUGAAAAGCUACAUCCUCGACGGUCGCAUGGAAGAACUCACCAACAAGUUUUUGUCUAAGGAAUGGAUUUUCCUCAUCUUGUUGAUGGGGAUACUAGAGAUCGCGGCAAUGGCUGCUGUGUGGAAGAUGUGGACCAGCUUCACUGACGUGCUAGCCACCAUGCGGGAGCGCCCAGGGGGAGGGGCAAGGCGAGGCCUCCCCAAUGGGGAACCACGCCUUAAUAACGACGUCAUUCGGGGAGACGAGAAUAUUUUGAACAGCGUUUCACCCCGCCAUCUUGAGAACCGUGUUUGUGUGGUCAGCUUCCAUUCAGACACCAUCAACCAACACCACACCCAAGUCGAUGCUGUCCUAUCACAGAACGAUGCCACCAGACACAUUACUGUCACGAAGCACUGCGUCAAAGGGCACGAGCUUAUUUUAAGGCUUCCACCUUGUAAAGUCUACUUUCUGUUUGUGGAUUUCAACGAGAGGCAUGUCAUCCUCGAGGACCCCACGAAAGGACUGGGGGAUCUCAGGCUUACAACAGUACAAGCUAUCCGCAAAAUGGGAGGUGAUGUCGUAGUAAUAUAUAGCAGAGAUGGCGGCUCGAGGUCCCUGCCACCCGGGACUUUAUACAACAGCAACUUGACCUCGAUCAGGAAUCAUCCCGAACUCCGUCGCCUUGACAACGACCAACGCAUGCUCAGCGUGUUUGAGAAAUUCAACCAGUCACAAAUUGAUCGAAUUGUGAAGAUCGUAAAAGAACAUAGAAUAUAACAGGUUUUUCUGGUGUCUGUGUGGUCCAUAAUAAAGGAAGAUUGCAAAAACCUUGACUCCAGGAAGUUACGGAUCAGGAAAAAGCGAAGACCAGAUACUAAGUCCUUCCUAGCUAAGGACCGACCACUAAAGGACCUAUCACGUGAUAAUCGCCGCGGAGGGACCAGUUUGUGUACCUCCCUUGAGAUGUAAUGAACUAUAUGUCUUAAAGCACUUGAAUUAGAACCUUUCAGUGUAUUUAAUGGCUGUGAGUGAGCUUUUAAUGAGACACACCGACUGUGCAAUAAUCAUCAUUAUUGGCAUUAGAUUAAGCGGAUUAUCCGCUGACUGGUGAAUAAAAGACAGCGUUGUCUAACUGGAAAGGGGGCGUAAGCGCUUUUAUCGGAUAAUAUGUCCAGAUAUAACAUAUAGGUUUAUGGGCCGCCGUUUUGAGCAAUUUGUCAUAAUGCUUUUCCGGAGCAGUGGAUAGGAUAGCAAUGUCCAGGGUAUUAUAUUGCCACACUGUUGCAAUAAUAACCCCGACUCGGUUCCCUAAUCUACGUUCCUUCUCAACCCUAUUCGGAGCAAUGCUAUCAAAUUACGCACGUGGAGUUAUUAGAGAUGGUACGUCACUUCCACAACGACGACAUUGAAGUCGAAUGUACAGGGUAUUCAUCAUUGUAGAUUGGAGACAUGGUAUAUUGGAUAGUGGAGGUUUGAUAAUGUAUUUAUAAUUCCUGGGAAGACUGUCGAGAGUGAGUGAGUAUGGUUUUACGCCGCUGUUAGCAAUAUCACGGCGAGCAACACCAGAAAUGUACCCGUGUUGGGAAUCGAACCCGGGUCUUCAGCGUGGUGACCGAACGCUUUAACCACUGGACUACCCCACCGUUCCUACUGUCCAAAGAGGGAUUGAGCCAUAACUAUCUCUUUAUCUACAGGGGCGGUGGGGUAGUCUAGUGGUUAAAGCGUUGGCUCGUCACACCGAAGACCCGGGUUCAAAUCCCCACAUGGGUACAAUGUGUGAAGCCCAUUUCUGGUGUUCCCCCCGCCGUGAUGUUGCUGGAAUAUUGCUAAAAGCGGCGUAAAAACCAAACUCAGUCAGUCAGUCUUUAUCUACAAAUACAGUGGGAAUGCGACUAUACGCAUUAAUAAUUAAUGACUCCUCGUAAUUACAAAGAACCCUCUUUGAGCAGCGUCACUCAGAUAUCUAAGGUUUCCACAGUGAUGAGUAGAGUUACGUACCUUCGUUCAGUCAUGAUCCGCUUAUUGUUGGCUUGAAUCCACUAUAUUCCCCGUUAUGAUCACAAGGGUUGCCGUCUUCCUUGAUUUUAUCAAAGGGGUCAUUUUUUAGAUCUCUUCUGCCCCUGUCGCGUUUAAACGAACCCACCCCGUGUGGAAAUGUCAGACCGGGCGAUAUCUCCAGUAGUCUAACGUCACCCUGCAUUCUCCAUGCGUAUUCAACGCCAUAAAUUAAUUUCCGAAAUGGUAACGGAGUUGCCUCCCCUUAGUGAAAUGUUUACCACAGGAAUACAGCUGAUCACAGCAGGGACAGUUUUGACUUUGAAACAAAUUGUUGAUGCUUUGAAUUGCUAUAUAGCUCAUAUUAAAUCGAUAUUGUAUCUCA
Messenger RNA from Haliotis rubra (blacklip abalone), 3696 nucleotides. RefSeq lists its product as uncharacterized. Bases 555 to 2093 code for a protein of 512 amino acids. The record is from RefSeq and is a predicted model, not a curated record. The transcript is spliced from 7 exons. NCBI's taxonomy places the organism in Eukaryota, Metazoa, Mollusca, Gastropoda, Lepetellida, Haliotidae.